Molecule: messenger RNA, 507 nt
Organism: Penicillium verrucosum
Lineage: Eukaryota; Fungi; Ascomycota; Eurotiomycetes; Eurotiales; Aspergillaceae
Exons: 2
Coding region: 1-507 (168 amino acids)
Source: RefSeq, a predicted model, not a curated record
AUGUUUAUCCCGCUUCCUCCUGCGAUUCCCCCUCUAGCUGGUUCCCCGGUCGCUGCUUUGCAGCAUCCGAACAAUCAUCUGCGAAAGCUUGGCGCCGCCUACAACCCAGAGCUUCCCAUCAGCGCUGCCUUUAGACUUAUUAGUCUGCAGCGAGGCUGGAAGCCAGGAUCUAAGACCUGGAAAAGGAACUGGAAUGCCUGCAUGAAUGACGAAUAUGAUCGCCUGAUUGGCUACCGUGUAGCCAACCUGGCAACAUGGCAGGAGCUGUGUGACAAGAUUGGCAUCAACGAUUCAUUCACUUCCAUCAAACAGUGCAAGAAGGCUCUGGUGCGUGUGCACGUCAACCUUGUUGAUCUUCUUGAUCUUUGGGACGCGGAUCACACCCCAACUCGAUUCAAAAACAAAACGGCCCUUGCAACAUACACCGAGACACACAACAAGUUCUUCAGUCGUCAUACCGCCAAACAGGACAAGGUCCUCCGAGUCCUUCUGCGAAAGCUUCUCUAA